AUGGCUAGUCUCGGUAACCGCGAGUACAGAGUGAUUUUCUAUUAUAAUUUCAAAUGUGGAUUAUCUUACCAAGAGUGCCACGAGGAAAUGUUCGGUGCCUUUGUUGUUGCGGACCCGGACACUUCCGAAGUCACGUUGAGGAACUCGAUGGAGAAAGGCUACGUGACUCAAUUCAUUCGCACGGUAAUCGGGAACGGCAGUAUAUUUGCUCCAGUGGACAUAUGGCGACCGCGACGAAAAAUUUUAGCUCCUGUCUUUAGUAUGAAGAAUCUAAACCAGUUUGUAAAGGUGUUCAAUAGACAAAGCAUGAUCAUGGCCGACAUGCUGGAGCCGAUGUCUGGAGGCGCAGACUUCUCCGUUUGGUCAUAUUUUAACACUUACACGUUCGAUUCAGUUUGCGAUACCACCUUAGGCAUUGAUUUAAACAGCCAAAAGAACCCAGAGCACAGUUUUCUCGUGGCCUUCGACUGGGUGUCGCGAGAUUUGGCAAAACGAAUGACGUCCCCGUGGCUGUACCCGGACUUCGUCUUUCAGCGGCUGCCGACGUACGAGAAGCAUAGGCAUAACGCGGGGCCUGACUACCGCGUAGGAAGUCAGGCCCCGUGGCCUGACUACCUACGCGGAUCAAUCAGCACAAGAACUUUCUUAGACAUGAUGAUAGAGUCAUCUGGUUGCCUCAAGCAGAAGUACUCCGACCUGGAGCUGCGCGAGGAGCUGAUGGUGAUCCUCUUGGCCGGCACCGACACCUCCGCCGUGGGCGCCUCCUUCGCCGCCGCCAUGCUGGCUCGCCAUCCCCACGUCCAGGAGAAACUACACCACGAGUUAGAUAUGAUAUUCGGUGACUCGAACCGUGAUUUGACCGAGGAAGAUUUGCCGAAGCUCAAAUACAUGGAGGCGGUCGUCAAAGAGACUUUACGGUUGUAUCCUCCAGUGCCCAUCACGGCGAGAGAAGUCACCGAUGAUGUGACAUUACAUUCUGGCACAACCUUGGUGAACGGGGUGACUGUGAUACUGAACAUCUGGGCGACGCACCGCAACCCCACCUUCUGGGGGGCUGACGCGGAGCAGUUCCGCCCGGAGCGCUUCCUGGAGGGGCCGCUCAAGCACCCGUCGCAGUUCCAGCCCUUCUCGCUGCCCAUGAGGAACUGCCUUGGAUACAACUACGCUAUGAUGUCGAUGAAGACUAUGUUGGCCAACAUGCUGCGCCGCUACAGGAUAUUGCCGCCUUCCCACAUGGACGAACACGAGCUCCAGGAACCCUUGAAAGUCUCAUUCGACAUCAUGAUGAGGGACAUAGAUAACUAUGAAAUAAGGCUGGAGGAUAGAACAAAAUACUAGGUCAGCAAGGGAAGUCCAAAUUU
Cydia splendana is the source of this 1361-nucleotide messenger RNA. Its product is annotated as cytochrome P450 4V2-like. The transcript has 9 exons. Gene Ontology annotation, molecular function: iron ion binding; oxidoreductase activity, acting on paired donors, with incorporation or reduction of molecular oxygen; heme binding. NCBI's taxonomy places the organism in Eukaryota, Metazoa, Arthropoda, Insecta, Lepidoptera, Tortricidae. The record is from RefSeq and is a predicted model, not a curated record. Bases 1 to 1338 code for a protein of 445 amino acids.